Messenger RNA from Plasmodium malariae, 10554 nucleotides. RefSeq names its product regulator of chromosome condensation, putative. The coding region runs from base 1 to 10554 and encodes 3517 amino acids. The transcript has a single exon. The record is from RefSeq and is a predicted model, not a curated record. NCBI's taxonomy places the organism in Eukaryota, Apicomplexa, Aconoidasida, Haemosporida, Plasmodiidae.
AUGGCGUCAAACGAAAAACAUGGUAGUAUAAUUCAUGUAUUUGUUAUAAAUGAUCUUAAAAAUAGUAAAAGGAAAAGGAAUGAAAGUUCAACAUAUGUAGAGAAAGAUGCAGAGAGAGAAAAUGAAGAAGGGAAAGAAGAAGGGAAAGAAGAAGGAGAAGGAGAAAAAAAAGAAGAAAAGUGCUCCGGAAUAAAUACUGAUAAAAAGAAGCAAAAUGAAGACGCGAAUAAUUCAAAUUGCACUAAUUUUAAUAAACAGAAAAAAGAUAAGAAAGAUGAAAUGAUAACUCAUAAAAUAUUUUAUCCACAAGUAAAGAUAGCUAAGGUAAGUUGUGGAAAAUCUAUUAUAGGUUUCUUAUCAGUAGUGGGUAAAAUUUAUUGUUGGCGUAUAAAUAAUUUCAACGAUUUUGAUAAAAACGUCCCCUACUUAUUAUCAGAUGGAUUGUUAAAGAAUAAAAUUAUACAUGAUGUGAGUAGUGGGUAUCACCACAUUUCUUUUAUUUCAAAAGAAGGAGAAUUGUUUACUUAUGGAGAUAAUACAUAUGGUCAAUUAGGAAAUAAUACAGUGUCAAGUGAAAAAGAGGUACCCUAUUCAUCGGGGGUUCCAGAUAAUGAUUGUGCAUUUAACCGUAUAGGCAAGGUUACCAGCGGAAGCAGUGCAAACAGUGGAAAAGAACAGAAUUUGAAAAGGUACAGUGUCCACAAAGUAGACGUUGAAAAUAAUAUAGUUAAAUGCGUGUAUUGUUCAGAAAAGUAUACCUUAUACAUAACCAUUGAUGGAUUAUUAUACGGCUUUGGUAUAAUAAAUGAGCAUUUUAUAAAAAGCAAAAUAAAUAGAAAUAAAAUAAAUAGAAUUUUAUCAAAACCUCAUCUUAUACAUACUAAUAAUAUAGCUUUUAAAAAAUUAUCUAUUGGUACAAAUUUCAUAUUAGGCAUAAAUUUUAAUAAUUUUGUUUAUUCAUGGGGAGAUAACACAAAUAAUGCUUUAGGGCAUAACAACUGCAUAGAAUGUCUUGAACCCAGAAAAAUUGAGGGUCUAAUAAACGUUACUUUAGUUAGUGCAGGUAAAAUUAGUUUAUGUAAAACACUAGAGGAAGACAUAUAUAUAUGGGGGGGGAAUUAUGGGAAAACACCCAGUUUAAUUAAGAACAAAUUUGAUGAUAUGCAUAUUAAUACUAAUUUUAUUAUCGGUUUAUGUGAAAAGAAAAAUAUAUGGGUUAAAAACAUUGAUCAGUUGUCUCAUGGCUAUUAUAUAAAUAAUAUAAAAAUAGGUCUACUCAGUUCAUACGAAAACUUAAUUAUCGGUGUAGAGAACUAUGAACACGAUGUUCAAAGGAAAAAGUCAAACGAGAUAAAGGACACAAAUGAACAUACUAAGUCAAUUGACGACCUUCUAAAUGAUGGCAGAAAGCAGGUAGGCACUAUUACUGCAUCAAGUGCUGAAACAGGCCCCAUAGAUCUUGUUAGUAGUACUAGAAGUGUUAAAACUGAUAGCACUGUUAGCAUUGUUAGCAUUGUGAACGGUAGUUCAACUAGUGGUAACGGCAAUGAUAUUAACAGUGGUAAUGGCAAUGAUAUUAAAAGUGGUAAUGGCAAUGAUAUUAACAGUGAUAAUGGCAAUGGUAGUGGUAACGGUAAUGAUAUUAACAGUGGUAACGGCAAUGAUAUUAACAGUGGUAACGGCAAUGAUAUUAACAGUGAUAAUGGCAAUGGUAGUGGCGAUGGCAGUGGUAAUGGCAGUUAUGAUGCUCUUGCCGAUUUGGCGAACAACAUAAACACACUGAACGGCUACCUCGGUCAGAAUAAGCUUACCGAGUUUGAUAAGAAGGGAAGCAAAAAUUACACAUCUUUGGAAGAAUAUAAUGUCGUUGUUGAGGAGGAGGAGGAGCGCGACGAAAAUCGUAUGAACAAGUCAGGUAAUAAUUACAGUCAUAACGAAGAAAUUAAAAAAAAUAAUAAAACUAUUUAUAAUUAUGAGUAUAAUAGGAAGAGAGCAACAGCAGAAUACACUAUACGUGAUGAGGGGGAAGCUGCUAUAGUAGAGAAAAUAUCAUGCUCUAAUAAUAGCGAUAGAGUUAAUACACUAUCACAUGAUGACACAAAUAGUGGUAUAAUAAAUGAUAGCACGGGCAAAGGUAGUAAUAAGGGGGAGAAGGUAGCACACAAGGAAGAGUCUAGGAGUAGUAUCCCACUGCUGAAUGUUGAGAAAUGCUCAAUGAUUAGAAAUAUUGGUAAUGUUGGCAGUGUUGGCAGUGUUGGCAGUGUUGACAGUGUUGGCAGUGUUGGAAGUGUUGGUAGUGUUGGCAGUGUUGGCAGUGUUGGCAGUAUAACCAAAGAAGCAAAGAAGCAGUGCUUAGAUGAGACUAUCGUGGGGGAGGGAAGUAUUGGUAAUGAUGGUAGCAUCAACCGCAGCAGUGGCGAUAGAAGCAUAAUUAACACCGUAAACGGCUUAUUGAGCGGAGAAGGGGGGAGUGCAGAAGGCAGAGAUGAAAGGAACGAAAAUGCGGAUAGAAGCAACAUGUGUAAAGCAACGAAAAUGGGCUGCCAUGAUGGGAUAAGCUGUUCAAAUGAUGUUCAUACAGUAGUAGAUAACAACCAUUGUCGGAUUGUAAAAUACAACGAUAAGGAUGAAGAUAACGAUUAUGAUAAAUGUGAUGAUAAUCAUGGCGAUAACGAUGAAGAUAAUCAUGGCGAUAACGAUGAAGAUAAUCUUGGCGAUAACGAUGAAGAUAAUCUUGGCGAUAACGAUGAAGAUAAUCUUGGCGAUAACGAUGAAGAUAAUCAUGGCGAUAACGAUGAAGAUAACCACAAUGGCAAUCAUGACGACGAUGAUGACGAUAACAAUGAUGUGUAUAGGUUACACACGGAAAACGAUUCCUCGGAUAAUAUUAGGCAAAGAGAAGAUAUGGAAGAGGACGAAUAUUAUAAUGAUGAAUAUGACGAAGAUGAUGAUUUUUUGGCUACUAACUUUUACGGGGAACGACCUAGUAGUAGUAUGAAAAAUCAUAAAAAUGUUAUCAUAAUUAAUAAUAGAGGAAAUGAAAAAGAUUUAUAUAAUAUCAAAUCGUCUUUAAAAAAAUUUCCUAGUAGUGAAGGAAUUAAAAAAACAGUGUCCUUUUCAAACUAUGUAUAUGAUUUGGCUAAAAAUAAUUACGAAUUGAUAAACUUGAAUUCGAACGAUGAAGAUAGUGCAUCUGAGAGGGAAGAUCAAGGGGGAAAAGAGGAAGGGGAGGAAGAGAACAAGAAGAAAGGAAAUAGGGAUACAAACGUAGAAGAAGCAGAGAAACUGGAAGAAGAAGAACGGGAGGAAGAGGAACGGGAGGAAGAGGAACUCGAGUUAGACAGGGGACAAAGGUACCAAUUCCAGAAGCAUGAAGAGAAGGAAAAAUCGAAAAACUCGGUGAGCACUAGUAAUAACUACCAUAUUCUUAACAGUCAUUAUGAUGAGAAAACACAAAAUAUUAAAGAAGAAGAUGACAUAUUAUAUUUUAACAUGCAAAAAAAUUGUAAUAAUUAUAAUGAUUAUUACAGAAAAAAAAGUGUUCAUAAAGAGAAGUCAAAUGUUAUAGAAACUUUUAAAAAUAUAUCAAAGGAGGAAGUAAUUACAAUAAAUAACAUACACAAUACUAUCAAUUUUGAUGAAUCGGAUAAUGAGUAUAUAAACAGUGAUAUAUAUAACAAAAAAGUAAGCCUUAUUAAUGGGGAACUGUUACACUAUCAAACUGACAACACACUAACACGGGUGCAAGAUAACGUUAAACAGACUUGUGCUUAUCAUUAUGGGGAGGUUAGAGAACGGGAAGGGAAAAAGGAACAGAAGGAGGAGAAGAAUAAGAGGGUAACGAAGGAGGAGGAGAAAGGAAUGACAAAGGGACACGUGGGAAAAGACGGGGAAGAAGAACAGAAAAACUCAGAGGGGAAAAUAACAACAGUAACUAAUAAAAAUAAUGAGGAGAGUAGAAUAUUAGACAGUAAUAUAUCAGCAGAAAUGUCUACUGAGAAGGAGGAAGGAAAAAAUAAUAGCACGAAAAGUGAAAGAGAAGAAUAUGAAAAAGAGGGGAAAUGUGGGGGAGUGGAAAACUGCGAGUCUCUGCAUAAUUAUGAAAAAUCAAAAGGCGAAAUGGAAAAGAAAGGAAUGGAAGAAAAAAAAUUUGUGUAUAAAAAGAUGAAUGAAUGUAACAUUAGUUUAAAUAAAUUGCAUAAGGGUUCUGACUUUGUAAAAUUCAAUAGUGAACGAAAUACGGAUGACGACAAAAGAGAUGCACCUGUGAAGAGUAAACAUGGUUAUAGCAUAAUGAAAAGGUUAAUUAACACGAACCAUCCUAUUAUCAGUGUCAUUAACAAUAAUAGAAGUUAUUGUCUAGGGAAUGAUAACAUGAGUUAUGAAAAUGUGCAGAUAGAAAACAAAGAAAAAGGUGAAAUUUUGGAGGAUAUCAAGCUUUUUGAAGAUAAAGAGAAUAGGAAUAGUAGUACUACAAAAAAUACGUUCAGCUGUGUUAAGGCGAAUGAUACGUAUGAUAAUGUUGAGCAUCCGAGCAAAUACAGGUCUAUGGAUAAUAGCACGUUUAGCGAGAUGGUUAGCAGCAUGCAUAACGGCAUGAAUAUAAGCAUAAAUAGCAGCAUGAAUAGCCGCGUAAAUAGUAGGGUCCAUUAUUCAAAGACCCCCCCGAAUGAUGUUAAAGCUAUGAAGCUUCAAUCAAAUGGAAGUAGAAUUUUAUUUGGUGAGCAUACAAAUAUAAGGAGAAAAAAAAGGGGGGAAAUGAAAUGUAAUAAAUACUAUUACCAAGACAGGAAGGAGUUCAAAAUUAUUUCGUGUUUGCGUAAGGGAGAUGGAAGAAUAAAAGAAAGAAAGAACCUUAAACUAAAGCAUAGGAUAAAUAAAAAAAUGAAAAAUAGAACAAAUAAUAGAACAAAUAAUAGAACGAAUAAUAGAACAAAUAAUAGAACGAAUAAUAGAACAAAUAAUAGAACAAAUAAUAGAACAAGUGGUAUAUUUAAAGCUAUAGCAACAUGUAAUAAGAACAUGGAUUUACCAUAUGGACAUGAAGUACUACUAAGAAAGGAAAAAAUGGACAAUUUUAAAAAAAAUGUUUCUUCCUUCAAUUCUGCAAGUAGAAAAAGAGGGUAUAAUCAUGGGGGGGUAAAGAAAUGUAAGCUAUUUUUCGGCAAAGAAAAAUCUUUUAGUGAUGUUAGCGGUACCAGUGGAAGUAGUGAUGGUGAUCCUACCAUCUGUGGUAGUAUUCCCCCCUUCCAUAAUGCAGUCUUACAGCUCGAUGAAAAAACUUGUGUGAUAGAAAAGAGCAAUAAUAGUAAUAUAACACAUACUAACGAGUUAAGGAGUAAAAUCAGGAAUGACUUGUUAUCCAUUGUGAGUUAUAAUGAUGAUGAUAGCUGUGAUGAAUGUGCUAAUUUUAGUGGAUGUGAUAAGGAUGAACAUAUUUUUACUAAUGACCGAAAAUAUUCGAGCAAUAGUAACCAUAGUAUAAAAAGUUGUAGUAUGAAAAGGAAUUUAAGUGAAAGUAAUUUAACAAAAAUGAGAAAGUGCAAAGAAGGAAAGAAAAAAAUUUUAGUUAGUAAUAAAGAUAAAAUAUUACGAAACAGCAAAAAUGAAAAUAGCGAAUUGAGUAAUACAAGUAUAUGCGUAAAAAAUGAUAAGAAAGAAACAAAUAAAAAGAUAACAAAGAUAUUACCCAAUAAACAAUUCUUUAUGCCUUGUUUAGGGGUGAAUAGUUUAAAUAAAAGUUAUGCACAAAGUAAUAACAACAAGAAAAAAGAGAAACAAGAAAUAUGCACUUCAACAUAUAUGAAAGAAAAUGCAUUCUCAUCUAACAUAUGUAAUUGUCUAAGUGAUGAUAAAAAUGUUUCAUCAUCUCAUAACAUAGUAAAAUCGCAAAAUGUGGAAUAUUUUUCUGACUCAGGUAAAAUUGCAAAAAAUUGUGAUCAUUGUACAGGAAAUUUUUUAAAUACCUGUCCUGUUAAUAAUAUUUUUGAUACACCACACAAAGGUUGUAAGAAUAGUUUUUAUGUUAGUUGUAAUGAUAGUUAUUAUAAUAGUCGUUAUAAUGACGGAGAGUAUAAAACGGAAGAAGAAACAUAUAAAGUCAAUUUCUCAUCAUUUGACGAAAUGAAAAAAAAAAAAAAAAAAGAAUUAGUCUUUUCAUUACAUCAUGGAAAAGCUAAUAAUUUGUGUAAGAAUGAUCUUAAUUCUGAAUAUGCUGAAAAAAAUAUAAAUAAUAAAACAAAAUGCACAUUAGGUAGUGUGUUGAAAUUGAAAAAGUUAAACAAAAAGGAAAAAAAUGUAUGCAUAAAUUUGCCAAAUGUUUUAAAUACUUCUUUUGAAAAAAAAGGAGAAAUCAUAAAGUUGUCUCAUCUUAAUGUGAAUCGUAGUAACACAAAUGAUAAAACGAAAUGCUGCAGAGUCACAGAGAACAAUAUGUACGAUAGUCAGGAAAAUAAAACAAAUCAUAUUUGCAAUAAAUUGGUAAAAAAAAAAAGAAAUAAAAUUAUGAAUGAACAAAAAUCCCAGCAUUUGAAACAUUCUAGCGAAUGUAAAAUUGCGGGUCAUUUGAAAAAAGAAAAUAUGAACAGUUCAUGUUGUAACAAAAGAGAAAUAAAUGAUAAAUAUGAGCUACAUAAGAAAAGUGGUGAACCAAGUUCUAUUAUGAAAAAACGUAGUAAAGCAUUGGUCGAUCAUACAUUUGUCAAUAAAAUUGCUAAAGGAGUCAAACAAAAAGGAAGCGAAGUAGAAUGUGUCUGUAAUAGUAGUACUAGUAAUAAUAAACAUAAAGCAGGUAAUAAAAGAAGCGUGAAUAGUAGUCCUAGCUUGGACUUGUUAACCACUGUUAACAAAGGGGACAACCAGCAUUGCUCCAAUAGCAUAAAUACAAUAAUGAAAAAAAAAAAAAAAAAAAAAAAUGAAACAAAAAAAAUUGAUAACAUUCCAAGUAUAGAGAAGAGUGAAAUUAUCGAAGAAAAUGCAAUUUGUUUAGAAAACAUACACAAACAAAAAUUGAAAAAUGACAAAAUGGUGCUCUUAAAAAAGCUGCAGCAAGAAAUUAACUAUAUGAAAAAUGAUAUAUUAAGGGGAAAAAAGAACGUAGAAAAAAAGGAAACUAUCCUCAAUGUGAAAAAAGACGAGCAGAACAAUUGGGAAGGUUUUUCCGAUUGGAUGGUGGAUGGGUCUGCCGCUAAAACAGCAGAUGGUUCUGUUUUCAAAAUUGGGGAUAGUAUCGCGUGUGUUUUAAACCAAAUGGUGGGGAAAGAAAAAAACAUUUCACUUAAUGUACCGAAAUGUGAAAAAGACAAAAAAAAAAAAGAUGAUGAAAUUGAGCAAAAUAUUUUGGUAAAUAUAAAAGAAAAAAUGGAAAAUAAGUUCAAUCUGAAAAAAAAAAGACAUAAAAAGUAUGUGAAGCGAAUUUCUAAAAGUAUGAAAAUUAUUCUUAAGGAAUAUAAUGACAUCAAAAGGGAAAAGGAAGAAGUAGAUAAAAAAAAUGAUUAUUUAAAAUUCAUGUUAGAAAACACUGUUAUAAAAACUAAUGAAAUGUUAAGAAUAAAUAAACAGUCUUUUCAGAAUUAUAUAGAUAAGAUGCAGAAAGAAAAUGUUUUCCUCAAAAAGGAAUUAGACGAAGAAUCACAUCAACAUCAUUAUGAUUUACAGCAGUUAGUUAAUAAAAUAACAGAUAUGGAAAAAAUAAAAGAUUAUAUUGUCAAUAAGAAUGAAGAAUGUAACAAGAAAAUUAUGUUUCUAACUGUACAAUGUGAUAAAUUAAAAGAAAAAGAAGAGGAAUUACAUAAAAUAGCUAAUAAUUAUAAAUUAAAUUUAGAAAAAGAAAAAAAAAAAAAAAAAUAUAUUUUAAAAAAAAUUGAAAAUUCAAUUAAGGGAAGAGAAAUAGAUUAUAACGAGUUAAAGCAAAAGCAUCAUGCUCUCCAAUGUACUAAUGAUGAACUGUCCAAAAAUAACACCGAUCUAAAGGAAGAAAUAGCUAAAUUAAAAGGUCAGUUAUGUGCUAAAGAUAACAUUAUUAAUAAAAGUAUCGAAAAAAUUAAUGAUUUGCAUAGUAAACAUGAAUUAUUAAAAAGCGAGUGCAGUAGUAAUAAAACCAUUGCACAUGAUGCUGUUACGAGGAGUGAUAACAAAUUAUAUGGUACAGAAGCACAUGAUAAUCACGAGUAUGAUGGUCAUGCAUAUGGCAGUCCUGUCUAUAUUUGUGAAGCCUUGGAGGAGUCAUCUUAUUUGGAAAAAAUGAAGGUGGAACGAAAUAAAAUUUUAGAUAAGGAAAAGGAGGUAUUUUAUGUCGAAGCGAAGGAAGAAGUAGUACUAGAUGCAGAUGUGAAAAAAGGAGGACGUAAAAAAAAGGGUCCUACGGACGACCAACUGACUAGCGAAAAUGGAAAAAAUAGCAGCAUAUGUGAAGAUAUAUCAACAAAUUUUUUAAUUCUUUUAAAAAAUGAACUCAGAAAAAACUGGGAGAUUUAUAGAGACAGUGAUUCAUCACUAGAAUUGUUUUUGGAAGAUUCUAUUAAAGCAACUUUUGAAAAUUUGGAAAACGGAAAUGAGUCAAAGGAAAAUGGUAAAUUAUGGGGUAAAUUAAUCGGUGUUCUCGAAAAUUUUAUGAACAGUCAUACUAAAAAUUACACUCAGAAGAAAACACAAAAUAAUGUAUUCCAUAACAACAUUAUGAAUAACAUUCUUACGAACGAGUCACGGGAGACGGAUGAUAGUACGAAUGAUAGAACAAACGACAAUACAGUUAACUACACGAACAACGAAGAUGAGGUAGACGUACACAAACAAACAAAAGAUGUGUUAACUGAGGGAAAUUUAAAUAGCAGCAACAGUAAUAAUAGCAACAAUUACAAAAACAACAUUAACAAAGGUAAUAAUAAAAACUGUAAUAAUAACAAAGGUAAUAAUAACAAAGGUAAUAAUAACAACGAUAAUAAUAUCAACGGUAAUGAUAUCAACGGUAAUAAUAUCAACGGUAAUAAUAUCAACGGUAAUAAUAUCAACGGUAAUAAUAUCAACGGUAAUAAUAUCAACGGUAAUAAUAUCAACGGUAAUAAUAUCAACGGUAAUAAUAAAAACUGUAACAUCGAUUAUUUAAAAAAUGAAAAACUUAAAAAAACCGUCAUGGAACAAAUGGAAGAAAUACUGUCGUCCUUGCAAAAAAUAAAAGGAAAUAACACAUACGAGGAAAAAAUGAAUAAAAAAAAUUGUGAAGAAAAAAACCAUAUAAUAAAUUAUGAACAGGUCAGCACUAAAAAGAGUCUCAAUGAAAUGUCGUCACGUGCGAGUGAGGAUAGUUCACUAAGGAACUUCCUUCAUAAAAAAAAUGUGAUUGUAAACGUGAACAGAAACGUGAACAAAAAUGUCAACAAAGGCGCGAACGAAAAUAUUAACAAAAACGUGAACGAAAAUGUCAACAAAAGCGCGAACGAAAAUGUCAACAAUUACGUGCAGAAGAGUAUGAACAGUGCAUGCAAAAAUGACCAAUUUCAAAAUGAAGGGAAAAUUUUUUUAAAAAAGAAAACAGAUAAUAAUAGUCAGAAAAAAUUAAAAGAAAUGUCCAUUCUCGUUGAUAACACACAAGUGAUUACAUAUCCAGAAAGACGUAAAAUUAUUGAAACAAAAGAACUCAAUAAAAACAAUAAAAUGAAAAAUAAGGGUGAAGAUAAUGCAGAAAUGUGUGUAGAUGAAGAUGUGAAGAAAGAAGGCCAAUACGAGAAUAGCGUCAAGGCAAUAGAAAAGUGUGUGAGAAAAAAAAAUAAAAAAAAUAAAUGCGCUGAUAACAGUGAUACUAAUGACAGUAGUAAAAGUGAAAAUAAUAACGCUAAUAAUUAUGACGAUAAUAAUUAUGACGAUAAUAAUUAUGACGAUAAUAAUUAUGACGAUAAUAAUUAUGACGAUGAUAAUUAUGACGAUGAUAAUAAUAAAGCUGAAAAUUAUGAUAGCGAUAAUAAAAAGGAUAAUCUGGAUUAUUCCGACAAACCAUAUUUAAAAACAGAAAUUACAGAUUUGAAAAUGAAUGGUGUAACAGGAAAGAAUUUAAAAGGACACUCAAAAUACUACGCAAAUGUAAGGAGUACAACAGGAUUUAAUUCUUCUUCAGUAUGUAACAAUGGCAUGCAGCAGAUGAACACAUGCGAUCCUUUGAAGGACGAGAGUAAAAGCAAUAAAAGUACAUUGGAAAAAAAAACAUAUUUAAAAGAAAUCGAUAAUGACAAUUUUUUGUCAUUACAUCAAUAUAAAGAUAUUACAAAAAAUAAAAAUGAAAAGUUUCAACAAGUGGCAAUGCUCAAGGAUGCAAUUAUUAAAGAAAAAAAGAAUACUAGUAAUGAUAUAAAAAAUACAAAAGAAAUAAACUCAAAUGGUUUAAAAAAUCAAGAAGGCAUGAAUAGCAUCUCAAAAAAAAAAAAAAAAUCAUUCAAUGAAAUGAUAGAUAAUAUUUUUGACACAUCAAUUGACCAUUCAUGUUCAGUCAAUGAAAAUAUGAUAAAUAUUCAAAAUUUAAUUGAGAAUAAUAUUAAAAACAUUUUUAGUGCUCAAGAUACAUAA